This is a messenger RNA of Prunus armeniaca (apricot), 969 nucleotides long. NCBI's taxonomy places the organism in Eukaryota, Viridiplantae, Streptophyta, Magnoliopsida, Rosales, Rosaceae. The record is from the annotation of a GenBank genome assembly.
AUGGCAGUGACUGAACCCAAGAAGAUCAUCAUUGACACCGACCCUGGCAUCGAUGAUGCCAUGGCCAUCUUUGUGGCAUUACAAUCCCCGGAGGUGGAAGUGAUUGGACUUACUACCAUAUAUGGAAACGUUUAUACGACUCUGGCCACAAGAAAUGCCUUGCAUUUGUUGGAGGUUGCAGGGAGAACUGAUAUUCCCGUGGCUGAAGGAUCUCAUGUCACAAUAACUAAAGGUACAAAACUUCGUAUUGCUGAUUUUGUUCAUGGUGCGGAUGGACUUGGCAACCAAAAUUUCCCCCCACCAAAAGGAAAGCCAAUUGAACAGUCAGCAGCAGCUUUUCUGGUUGAACAAGCAAACCUUUACCCUGGAAAAAUCACUGUGGUAGCAUUGGGCCCACUUACAAAUAUUGCACUGGCUACUCAACUAGAACCUGCAUUUGCAAAGAACAUUGGGCAGAUUGUUCUUCUUGGUGGUGCUUUUGCAGUCAAUGGGAAUGUGAAUCCAGCAGCAGAGGCCAACAUAUUUGGGGAUCCAGAUGCUGCAGAUAUAGUAUUUACAAGUGGAGCAGAUAUUUUGGGUGUGGGGAUAAAUGUUACCCAUCAAGUUGUAUUGACAGAUGCUGAUCGGGAAAAGUUGGCAAGGUCAAAUGGAAAAUUUGCUCAGUACUUGUGCAAAAUUUUAGAUGUGUACUUCUCCUACCAUCGUGAUGCCUAUAGCACAAAAGGAGUUUACCUUCAUGAUCCCACAGCACUUCUUGCAGCUGUUAAUCCUUCACUCAUCACUUACACAGAGGGUGUUGUUAGAGUACAGACAAACGGCAUCACAAGAGGACUCACAAUUUUGUACAACAAACAGAAAAGGUUUGGUGAAGUGACGGAGUGGUCUGAUAAACCCACGGUGAAGGUUGCAGUGACGGUUGAUGCUCCCGCAGUAGUCAACUUGGUUAUGGAACGCCUCAUGGACUCUUGA